AUGGUGGAAUCUUCUGACGAGCCGAGCUUAUUAGAUCGUAUCAGGUCUUUUCCCCGCAAAGCGUAUGCCUCGGACGACCCGUUUGGAGCAGACCAUAAGCCUCCUGCCAUCCCCUUAACCAACCCAUCUGCCCAUAGUGAUGCAGAUGUACCCACUCGACCCCCAUCCUCAGGGGUCCGUUCAGACCAUCACAAAGCCUCCGCGAAUACCACAAGCAAUCAUGUGGCCGACAAGACCUCGUCAGCGUUGCCACCAGCAGCUCCUCCUCCGCUUGACGCCGAACAUGGAGAGGCAUCUUCCUCCAUAGAGCCAGAAGAAAAACCCAAUAUCCUGAUUCGCUUCUACGAAGCCUGUAAAGAAAUAUUCCUCUCGAGUUGGCUCAACAUCCUUCUGGUAUUUGUCCCCGUGGGCAUAGCUGUUCAGGCAGCUGGUGUAAAUAAGACCAUCGUCUUUGCAAUCAACGCUAUUGCCAUCAUACCACUUGCUGGCCUACUGAGUCAUGCCACGGAAAGCGUUGCUAGCGACUUGGGUGACACCAUUGGAGCCCUGAUGAACAUUACCUUCGGCAAUGCGGUAGAGCUCAUCAUUUUACUGACCUUUGCAAAGGAUGAAAUCCAGAUUGUCCAAGCCUCACUUCUGGGAUCGAUCCUCGCCAACCUCCUGCUCAUCCUUGGCAUGUGCUUCUUGUUUGGUGGGCUUCGCUUCCGUGAACAGAUUUACAACAGCACUGUCACGCAAAUGAGCGCAUGUCUACUCUCCUUGAGCGUCAUGAGCCUACUUUUGCCGACUGCUUUCCAUGCUUCGUUCACUGAUAACACGACCGCGGACAAGGCGGUAUUGCAAAUCAGCAGAGGUACAAGUAUUAUUCUACUUCUGGUGUAUGUGUUAUACCUGCUUUUUCAAAUGAAAUCGCACGCGUACAUGUACCAAAGUACACCACAGCAUGUAAUCGACGAAGAGUCUUAUCCUGGCGUUCUGGCCGAAAUACUGGGGUCUUCUAGUUCAUCAGACACUUCAAGCUCGUCCAGUGGUAGCGACACCGAUGGAUCUUCGGGAUCGAACACGACCGCCAAGCGCAUUAAAAGAGUUCUGAGAGGCCGGAGACGCCGUAAAUCCAGUGUAAGCUCAAAGGACACGCCUUCCGUACCUUCAACCUUGCGUACACCGUCAGCCUCCACAUUUGCACACAACGUCGAACAAAACGAUAUAGCUCUCGCAGACCUUCGGACUGAUCACCCUGCUCUACCCUCACCUGGGUUGGGCGGCAUUACCAGUGGUGACGAAGCUGAUACUGACGGUGAGCAUGACGUCGUCUCCGCCGCUACAAGGGAAACUACGAUCAACUUCCGGGAUUUUGAGAAUGAGAAAGGAGGUCCUGGUAGCAAAUCACCCGAAACCAAGCCAAAGAAGAAAUCGAAAAAGAGGUAUCGAAAAUCGGGCAACAAGGAUGAGAAGGAGAUAGAUGCAUCCGAGAAGGCUGCAUCUUUGAGACCAUCGGACGCUAAUAGGGCAGUCACUCCUCAUGUUGGGUUUGCACAGGACAUUCAAAGUCAACCCGAAAGCUCGCCAAAGCGUCCCUUCAACAUACGUGGUCUCUCUGUUCGCGACGUAGUGCCGGCAAUGCCAGCAAUGCCCAAGAUGUUGUCGAGCACCGUCUUUUCGACCGCGAACCCAACGGGUCUCGCACCAAGCGGAGCUCCAGCUAUUAAUAUCACUCCUCGGGCGCUGCACCGGUCGAAUUCUCUCCCCAGUCGCCUCAAUCAAGUCCAAGCAGCACGCCAGGCCCAGACGGUACCGCCACUGCAACCUCAACCCUACGUGCUCCCAGUCAACUCAACGCAUUCCGUUGAUAGCAAAGAGGCUGUUCCGCCAAAAAAAUACAUGUCUCGUACCUCAGCCAUAAUCCUGCUUCUCGUGUCGACCGGACUCGUUGCCGUUUGCGCUGAAUUUCUGGUGGCAAGUAUCAAUUAUCUCGUCGACAAUACAAGCGUCUCGGAAGCUUUUGUGGGUCUCAUCAUCCUACCCAUAGUUGGCAAUGCUGCCGAGCACGUCACGGCUGUCACUGUCGCUAGCAAGAACAAGAUGGACCUUGCCAUUGGUGUUGCUGUGGGGAGCAGCAUUCAGAUCGCACUGUUUGUGACGCCGGUGAUUGUGCUGCUUGGCUGGAUCUUAGACAAAGACAUGAGUCUCUACUUCUCGCUGUUUGAAACGAUCAGCUUGUUUGUGAGCGCAUUCAUAGUAAAUUUCUUAGUGCUAGACGGGCGGAGCAACUAUCUGGAAGGGGCGUUACUGAUUGCAGCCUAUGUGAUCAUUGCGCUGGCGGCAUUCUUCUACCCGGACUCGGAUGAGCAAAGUACGAUUGGUGGCGCAGAUGGGGUGGGAAAGUCGCUCAGAAUGCUUUGA
This is a messenger RNA of Letharia lupina, 2403 nucleotides long. RefSeq lists its product as uncharacterized. Gene Ontology annotation, cellular component: fungal-type vacuole membrane. Bases 1 to 2403 code for a protein of 800 amino acids. The transcript is spliced from 5 exons. Gene Ontology annotation, molecular function: calcium:proton antiporter activity. Lineage: Eukaryota; Fungi; Ascomycota; Lecanoromycetes; Lecanorales; Parmeliaceae. The record is from RefSeq and is a predicted model, not a curated record. Gene Ontology annotation, biological process: intracellular calcium ion homeostasis; calcium ion transmembrane transport.